CUCAUGGCAGGGUCCAGUAGAAGGAAACCCCCUUGGUGCUAACCUGCCACCCAAAGAAGGGUUGUUAUUUAUUGGGUAACAAAACAUGCAGACCGGGCACUCCACUGUUUAAUGGAACCCACCCUUCCGGUCCCCAGCACAGCCAUGUGUCUGCACUGGAGCCUGCUGUUUGUUUAGGGCAGGGAGAUGAUUUCUUCCACGCAGCGCCAGGCAUGCUGUCAGCACUCAACAGAUACAUAACAAGAAGCAUGAGAAGCUGCGUUCCAGAGGCUGGGAGGAAGAGAGGGGUGGCUCUCCUUAAAAAUAUUGACAGAUGUAACGAAUAAUACAAUGGCAUUGCUGAUCUCUAGCCUCUUCCACAUCUGGAUCUCAAAGCUUUUCCCAAACAAGAAUGAACAAACCCUUCUGCCUCUCUGAGAAGCAGCAGUCGGAGAUGGAUGUCUCUCUUUGCCCUACCAAGUGCAGUUUCUGGAGGGUAUUUUUGCUCUGGAGCAUUUGGGGAGACUAUCUGCUUUCGGUGCUGGCUUGCCCUGCGAAUUGCCUUUGCAGCAAGAUAGACAUCAAUUGCAAGAAGCCGGAUGAUGGGAACCUCUUCCCUCUCUUGGAAGGGCAGGAUUCAGGCACCAGCAAUGGGAACACCAGCAUCAACAUCACUGACAUCUCAAGGAACAUCACUUCAAUACACAUAGAGAACUGGAAGAACUUGCAGACGCUGAAUGCUGUAGACAUGGAGCUGUACACGGGACUCCAGAGGCUGACAAUCAGGAACUCAGGACUUCGCAGCAUCCAGCCGCGAGCCUUUGCCAAGAACCCUCAUCUGCGCUACAUAAACCUCUCCGAUAACCGGCUUACCACACUGUCAUGGCAACUCUUCCAGACACUGAAACUUUCUGAAUUGACACUCGAAAGAAACCUUUUUAACUGCAGCUGUGACAUCCGCUGGAUUCAGCUCUGGCAGGAGAAGGGUGAAGCAAACCUGCAGAAACAGGAGCUGUACUGCAUGAACAUGGAGGCUGCCGUCAUUCCCCUGCAGGAGAUGAACAUCACCCAGUGUGAUCUGCCCGAGAUCAGCGUCAGCCACAUUAACCUGACUGUGCGGGAAGGUGAGAACGCGGUGAUCACCUGCAAUGGCUCAGGCGCGCCGCUGCCUGACGUAGACUGGACAGUUGCAGAUCUGCACUCCAUCACUACUCACCAGACGAACCUCAACUGGACUAAUGUUCAUGCCAUCAAUUUGACCCUGGUGAACGUCACCAGUGAGGAUAACGGGUUCCUCCUGACAUGUAUUGCUGAGAACGUGGUGGGAAUGACCAAUGCCAGCGUGCUGCUCACGGUCUACUAUCCACCACGCAUUCAGAGCCUGGAGGAGCCAGAGCUGCGUCUGGAGCAUUGCAUUGAGUUUGUGGUGCAUGGGAACCCAGCGCCCAGCCUUCACUGGCUACACAAUGGCCAGGUCCUCAGGGAGACUGAGAUCAUCCGCAUGGAGUUCUACCAGCAGGGUGAAGUGUCUGAGGGCUGUCUACUCUUCAACAAGCCCACUCACUACAACAAUGGCAACUACACCCUUGUGGCCACCAACCAGCUGGGGACAGCCAACCAGACCAUCAAGGGGCACUUCCUCGAGAAGCCCUUUCCAGAGAGUACGGAUAACUUUGUCUCAAUUGGUGACUAUGAAGUGAGCCCCACCCCACCUAUCACCGUGACCCACAAACCAGAGGAGGAUACAUUUGGGGUAUCCAUAGCAGUUGGGCUUGCAGCUUUCGCCUGUGUCCUCUUGGUGGUGCUCUUUAUUAUGAUCAACAAGUAUGGUCGUCGGUCCAAGUUUGGGAUGAAAGGUCCCGUGGCAGUGAUCAGCGGGGAGGAGGAUUCUGCCAGCCCCCUCCAUCAUAUCAACCAUGGCAUCACCACACCCUCGUCGCUGGAUGCUGGCCCAGACACGGUGGUGAUCGGCAUGACCCGUAUCCCCGUCAUCGAGAACCCCCAGUACUUCAGGCAAGGCCACAACUGCCACAAGCCAGACACAUAUGUUCAGCAUAUUAAGAGGAGAGACAUCGUUCUGAAGAGGGAACUGGGAGAAGGUGCCUUCGGGAAGGUGUUCUUGGCCGAGUGCUACAACCUUAGCCCCACCAAGGACAAGAUGCUGGUGGCAGUGAAGGCUCUGAAAGACCCCACUUUGGCAGCCCGCAAGGAUUUCCAGAGGGAGGCAGAGCUGCUCACCAACCUGCAGCAUGAGCACAUUGUCAAAUUCUAUGGAGUCUGCGGUGAUGGGGACCCUCUCAUCAUGGUCUUUGAAUACAUGAAGCAUGGGGACCUGAAUAAGUUCCUCAGGGCGCACGGCCCAGAUGCUCUGAUCCUGGUGGACGGGCAGCCUCGGCAGGCCAAGGGGGAGCUGGGGCUGUCCCAGAUGCUGCACAUCGCUAGCCAGAUUGCCUCUGGAAUGGUGUACCUUGCUUCCCAGCACUUCGUCCACAGAGACCUGGCAACCAGGAACUGCUUGGUUGGAGCCAACCUGCUGGUGAAGAUUGGCGACUUUGGGAUGUCGAGAGAUGUCUACAGCACUGAUUACUACAGGGAAGGGCCGCAUCCGAAGGGCCAAUGCAGCGCAGCGUGGCAGCGGCAGAGACUAGCACGACCAGCAGCUAAAACAGGAGUCUCUACCUUAUUCACUACACACCAUGCAACAUCUGCAGUGAAAGAGGAAAGGAUGCUAUGGAUACCACCUUCAUUCAUGACACACCAUGCAAUAUCUGCAAUGAAUGAGGUUGGAGGACACACCAUGCUGCCCAUCCGCUGGAUGCCCCCUGAAAGCAUCAUGUACCGGAAGUUCACAACAGAGAGUGACGUAUGGAGCUUUGGGGUGAUCCUCUGGGAGAUCUUCACAUAUGGGAAGCAGCCCUGGUUCCAGCUCUCAAACACAGAGGUCAUCGAGUGCAUCACCCAAGGCCGAGUCUUGGAGAGGCCUCGAGUUUGUCCCAAGGAGGUUUAUGACAUCAUGUUGGGCUGCUGGCAGAGGGAACCUCAGCAGCGGCUCAACAUCAAGGAAAUCUACAAGAUCCUUCAUGUUCUUGGCAAGGCCACACCAAUCUACCUGGACAUCCUUGGCUAGCAGUGGCCACUUGUCAAAAGUUCCUGCUCCUUCCUUCCUCCACCCUCCCCACCUCCUCUUCUCCCCGACCCCUUCAGCCCCAAGCAAACAUCUUCAUAUAAACUCAAGUGCCUGCUACACAUACAACACUGAAAAACAAAACAAAACAAAAAAAAACAACAACCUGUAA
This is a messenger RNA of Mauremys reevesii (Reeves's turtle), 3275 nucleotides long. It is a transcript of the gene NTRK3, whose product is annotated as neurotrophic receptor tyrosine kinase 3. Gene Ontology annotation, cellular component: plasma membrane; signaling receptor complex; axon. The coding region runs from base 392 to 3106 and encodes 904 amino acids. Lineage: Eukaryota; Metazoa; Chordata; Testudines; Geoemydidae. Gene Ontology annotation, molecular function: ATP binding; neurotrophin receptor activity; transmembrane receptor protein tyrosine kinase activity. Gene Ontology annotation, biological process: regulation of phosphatidylinositol 3-kinase/protein kinase B signal transduction; cell surface receptor protein tyrosine kinase signaling pathway; positive regulation of kinase activity. The transcript is spliced from 20 exons. The record is from RefSeq and is a predicted model, not a curated record.